UUUUUCGUGGAGCGAUUAACACACAGUGAACACAGAUCGCCAAAGGCUACAAAUCGCUGAAUCGGAUUCUAACCAUUCGCAUCCGCAUCCUCAGAAAACCAAGACGAAAAUUAGAUCGGUGGCCAAAUGCAGGCUACGAAAAUAAAUCAUUAAGAUCAAGAACAGGCGAAUUACGUGUGUGUUUUCUGUAUUUUGUUGUUGAUUUUUUUGCUUCGUUUGUUUUGCUUACUUUUUUGACCGACUUCUGGGACAAGAACAACAUCGAGAGCUACAGCAACAACAUGGAUGCCGAGGCGCCAGUUCAACUAGAGAAAAAUCAGACAGCGACAGUUCCGAGACAGGAAACUGUGGAGGGAGGAUCCACAGGUGAAACGGCGGGUGGAGGUGCAGCAGCCAAGGUCACGAAGGAACAGGAUCACGAUGCGGAGUAUCAUCCGCCUACAAGCUAUCUGGAGACCAUCGUGCACCUAUUCAAGGGCAAUAUUGGGCCUGGUCUGUUCGCCAUGGGAGAUGCCUUCAAGAACGGAGGUCUCCUGGUGGCCCCACUCCUGACUGUGGUCAUAGCAGUGGUGUCCAUCCACUGCCAACAUGUCCUAGUGGCCUGCUCCAAGAAGAUGCGCGAUCUCAAGGGCGAUAGCGUAUGUGCUGACUAUGCCCAGACAGUGGAGCAGUGCUUCGAGAAUGGUCCGUCAAAGUUGAGGGGCUGGUCCCGAACGAUGGGCCGACUGGUGGACAUAUUCAUUUGUGUGACCCAGUUGGGCUUUUGUUGCAUAUACUUUGUAUUCAUCAGCACGAAUCUGAAGCAGAUCCUGCAAGCCUACGAUAUCGACAUGGACGUCCAUCUGGUGAUGCUGCUGGCCUUCGUACCCGUUCUACUCAGUUCACUAAUCACGAACCUUAAGUGGCUGACCCCCGUCUCUAUGUUCGCCAAUGUUUGCAUGAUCCUGGGACUGGCCAUAACGUUGUACUAUGCCCUCAAGGACGGACUGCCGGAGGUGGAGGAACGCGCCCUCUGGACGAAUGGCUCCCAGCUGGCUCUCUUCUUCGGCACCGCCAUCUUUGCCUUCGAAGGCAUUGCCUUAGUGAUGCCGCUGAAGAACGCCAUGCGAAAGCCACACCAGUUCGAGCGACCAUUGGGUGUGCUCAAUGUGGGCAUGUUCCUCGUCUCCGUCAUGUUCAUGUUCGCUGGAUCAGUGGGCUACAUGAAGUGGGGCGAGCAGGUCGGAGGAAGUUUGACCCUCAAUCUGGGCGAUACCAUACUGGCCCAGGCGGUCAAACUGAUGGUGUCCGCUGGAGUACUUCUCGGUUAUCCACUGCAGUUCUUUGUGGCCAUCCAGAUUAUGUGGCCAAGUGCCAAACAAAUGUGCGGCAUCGAAGGACGAUCACUGCUUGGAGAGCUCGGUUUCCGCACUUUCAUGGUCCUGGUGACUCUUGCCAUCGCGGAAAUGGUUCCGGCCCUGGGACUAUUCAUAUCGCUGAUAGGCGCACUAUGCUCAACGGCGUUGGCCCUCGUGUUUCCACCAGUCAUCGAGUUGAUCUCAAGGAGCGAGCUGAACAAAGGACCAGGCAUCUGGAUUUGCGUGAAAAACUUAGUCAUUCUAGUGAUGGCUUUGCUUGGCUUCUUCACUGGCUCCUACGAAAGCCUAAAGCAAAUUGUCAAGCACUUCGGGGAGGAAGAGGUGCACUGAGAAUUAACCAACAAUUGAGGGCAACAUGGAUAACUAAUGUUCCCCAUCCAGUCGUCAUCAACAUAGCUGAAAAAGAAAAUAGCCGGAGUCUUUCAAGAACAGAUCAAUACGAGAUCAAGCAAUAUAAAACUCAAAGGAUCAACCAAAUCAACAUAUUAGUUACAAAAAUACAAAUAUAAAUCAGGACUCCGGCGCGAAAUGUAAGAAAUAUUAAAACAGGAGACGACUACCAAAAAUGGAUUUUAGGAGAAACACAACGAUUAACGAUCUCCGAGUUUUUGAGAUGCCAAAUCAGUUGGGAUGCCUUAUACGAACAAUACAGGAGUGGCAGAGGAUCAUAUUUAUCAAAGCGAAAUGAUAUACCAAACCUCAAUGAUAUAAAGCUUUAAAGAUAAUGAGAAAAACAACGGCAAACAUGUAACAACCAUUAUUUUAGCAAUAUGGUCAGCGUAUCACAAAAACAUUUUGAAGCAAUUUAAAAUGUACCCACUCUUAAUCCUUAAUUAUUUACAUAAAAACACAAUAUGCUUGCGAAUUUACCAUCAACAACAAAAAUACCCAUUUAUAUAUAUUUAUUUAUACGUAAGUGCCUUCUUUUGUGUCUUAGUAAGCGUGCAGCGCAUUUUACCUACUAUAAUUGAUUAUUUUUUUAAUAGAUAUUAAGUGAGAAUAAACAAUGCGACGUUCGUUUUGACGUCAUCGCAACAUGACAAGAA
Drosophila mauritiana is the source of this 2404-nucleotide messenger RNA. RefSeq names its product proton-coupled amino acid transporter 1. NCBI's taxonomy places the organism in Eukaryota, Metazoa, Arthropoda, Insecta, Diptera, Drosophilidae. Gene Ontology annotation, cellular component: vacuolar membrane. The transcript is spliced from 6 exons. Gene Ontology annotation, molecular function: amino acid transmembrane transporter activity. Gene Ontology annotation, biological process: amino acid transmembrane transport. The coding region runs from base 282 to 1688 and encodes 468 amino acids. The record is from RefSeq and is a predicted model, not a curated record.